Molecule: messenger RNA, 1638 nt
Organism: Phaeoacremonium minimum UCRPA7
Lineage: Eukaryota; Fungi; Ascomycota; Sordariomycetes; Togniniales; Togniniaceae
Product: putative putidaredoxin reductase protein
Exons: 2
Coding region: 1-1638 (545 amino acids)
Cellular component (GO): cytoplasm
Molecular function (GO): oxidoreductase activity, acting on NAD(P)H; 2 iron, 2 sulfur cluster binding; flavin adenine dinucleotide binding
Source: RefSeq, a predicted model, not a curated record
AUGUCGUCCGAGUACAAGAUCAAGGGCGUCACCUCACUCGACCUCAAGCCCGGUGACAAGCAGGAAGUCGAGCUCGAGGGUCUCGACGACACCAAGGUCCUGCUUCUCAAUGCCGGUGGAAAGGUUCAGGCCGUCGGCCCGAAAUGCACACAUUACGGUGCUCCGUUAGUCAAAGGCGUCCUGACUACCACCGGGCGCUUGACAUGUCCCUGGCAUGGCGCAUGCUUCAACGGAAAGACUGGCGACAUCGAAAAUGCACCCGCCCUCGACGCACUCCCCGUAUUCAAAGUCGCCGAGCGCGACGGCUCCUUCUACCUCACAGGCGACGAAGCAACAAUCAAGGCCGGCCGGCGGAAGCCCAAUUUCAAGUGCAAGGCACAGGGCGGUGCACAGGGCGAGAAGGUGGUCGUGGUGGGUGGCGGAUCGGGUGCCAUUGGAGCGAUCGAGGGCUUGCGGGAGAAGGGCUUCACCGGCCCCAUCGCCAUGAUCUCAAACGAGGGCUACCUGCCCAUCGACCGGACGAAGCUGUCCAAGGCACUGAUUGCCGACCCUAGUAAGAUUGAAUGGCGGGACAAGGCGUGGUUCGAGAGCGGCAGCGUGGAGAUCUUCGACGAUGAGGUCACGUCCGUGGACUUUGCGAGCAAGAAGGUCGCCACGAAGAAGGGAGAGAAGGUCGCGUACACAAAGCUGAUUCUGGCAACUGGCGGCACUGCUCGCGUCUUGCCGCUGCAGGGAUUCAAGGUCUUAGGCAACAUCUUCACGCUGCGAAAUGUUCAUGACGUGCAGAAGAUUACCGGUGCGAUUGGCGAGAAAGGCAAGAAGAUUGUCAUCGUAGGCUCCUCCUUCAUCGGAAUGGAGGUCGCCAAUGCCACUGCGAAGGAGAACGAUGUCACCAUCAUUGGCAUGGAAUCAACACCGCUCGAGCGAGUUCUUGGCAAGCAAGUCGGUGCUGCGCUGCGGAAAGGUCUUGAGAAGAACGGUGUCAAGUUCUACAUGGAUGCAUCGGUUGACAAGGCUGAACCCUCGACCUCCGAUCCGUCUAAUGUCGGGUUCGUCACCUUGAAGGAUGGGACAAAGCUUGAGGCAGAUCUCGUCAUUCUCGGCGUUGGCGUUGCCCCUGCUACCGAGUAUUUGCGUGAGAACAGUAUCGUCAAGCUCGAGAAGGACGGCUCUCUCAAGACGGACGAGAAUUUCUCUGUGGUUGGUCUGAAGGACGUCUAUGCCAUUGGUGACAUUGCCACAUACCCGUAUCACGGGCCUGGCGGUGAUGGACGGUUUACUCGCAUUGAGCACUGGAACGUUGCUCAAAAUGCAGGUCGUACAGUCGCGGGACACAUUGUCGCACCCACCAAGCAGGCCGAGUUCUUCACGCCUGUGUUCUGGAGCGCCUUGACCGCUCAACUGCGGUAUUGUGGUAACACGGUCGGUGACUACGACGACGUCGUGAUCCAGGGUAGUUUGGAGGAGAGCAAAUGGGCGGCGUUCUACACGAAGGGCGAGACGGUAGUCGCCAUGGCAAGCAUGGGCGUGGAUCCUGCCAUGACGCAGAGCGCAGAGCUGAUGGCAUUGGGCAAGAUGCCCACAAAGUCCCAACUGAAGGACGGAUUGGACGUGCUGAGCUUGGGGGCGCCAGAGUAG